This is a messenger RNA of Oxyura jamaicensis (ruddy duck), 3750 nucleotides long. It is a transcript of the gene SACM1L, whose product is annotated as SAC1 like phosphatidylinositide phosphatase. The coding region runs from base 58 to 1857 and encodes 599 amino acids. Gene Ontology annotation, cellular component: endoplasmic reticulum. The transcript has 20 exons. NCBI's taxonomy places the organism in Eukaryota, Metazoa, Chordata, Aves, Anseriformes, Anatidae. Gene Ontology annotation, biological process: phosphatidylinositol dephosphorylation. Gene Ontology annotation, molecular function: phosphatidylinositol-4-phosphate phosphatase activity. The record is from RefSeq and is a predicted model, not a curated record.
GGGCUGGGCCAGGCCGGGAGGGGGCGAGGCCGGGCCGGGGGCAGGCGGCGGGGCCGGAUGGCGGCGGCGGGUGCGGGAGCGGCGGCGGCGGCGGCGGCAGCGGCGGCCUACGGCAGCCUGGAGCUGCAUAUCACACCAGAGAAAUUCUACGUGGAAGCCUGUGAUGAUGGAGCAGAUGAUGUGCUGGCUAUCGAUAGAGUCUCCACAGAAGUUACUCUUACAGUUAAAAAAGAUGUCCCCCCUUCAGCUGUUACAAGGCCUAUAUUUGGUAUUUUGGGAACAAUACGGUUGGUGGCAGGCACAUACCUUAUUGUAAUAACAAAAAAGAAAAAAGUAGGUGAGAUUUUCAGUCACGCAAUUUGGAAAGCAACAGACUUUGACAUCCUCUCCUACAAAAAGACCAUGCUGCACUUAACUGAUAUUCAGUUACAGGACAAUAAAGUAUUUUUGUCAAUGCUUAGUCAUGUUUUGAGUGUGGAUGGAUUUUAUUUCUCAACAACUUAUGAUUUAACACAUACUCUGCAACGGUUAGCCAACACCAGCCCAGAGUUCCAGGAAAUGAGCCUAUUGGAGAGGGCAGAUCCACGUUUUGUAUGGAAUGGGCAUCUUCUCCGAGAAUUUGCUGCUCAACCAGAGAUCCAUCGGUUUGCUACGCCAGUGAUGCAUGGAUUUAUCACUAUGCACUCUUGUUCUAUUAACGGCAAGUGUUUUGACUGGCUGCUUGUUUCCAGAAGAAGCUGUUUCAGGGCUGGUGUACGCUACUAUGUAAGAGGUAUUGAUUCAGAAGGACAUGCAGCUAACUUUGUUGAAACAGAACAAAUUGUGCAUUACAGGGGGAGCAAAGCAUCAUUUGUUCAGACUCGUGGAUCAAUUCCUUUUUUCUGGUCUCAAAGACCAAACCUCAAGUAUAAACCAAAGCCACAGAUCAGCAAGUCAGUAAAUCAUAUGGACGGCUUCCAAAGACAUUUUGACUCACAAAUAAUCAGCUAUGGAAAGCAAAUGAUUGUUAACUUGGUUAACCAAAAGGGUUCUGAGAAGCCUCUUGAGCAGACGUUUGCAAACAUGGUGAACAGCAUGGCAAAUGGAAUGGUCAAAUACAUAGCAUUUGACUUCCAUAAAGAGUGCAGUCGGAUGAGAUGGGAUCGACUUCAGAUUUUGAUGGAUCAACUAGCAGAACAGCAAGAUGAGUUUAGUUAUUUUCUAGUUGAUUCCGAUGGUAAAAUCGUGACUCAGCAGGAAGGAAUAUUCCGCAGUAAUUGUAUGGACUGCCUUGAUCGAACAAAUGUGAUUCAGAGCUUGUUAGCACGCCGAUCUCUUCAAGCCCAGCUUCAGAGGCUAGGUGUUUUGCAUGUUGGACAGAGAAUUGAGGAGCAGGCUGACUUUGAGAAAAUCUACAAAAAUGCAUGGGCUGAUAAUGCUAAUGCUUGUGCCAAACAAUAUGCUGGAACUGGUGCCUUAAAGACAGAUUAUACAAGAACUGGAAAGAGGACUCAGUGGGGCUUAAUAAUGGAUGGCUGGAACUCAUUAAUACGUUACUACAAAAAUAACUUUUCUGAUGGAUUUAGACAAGAUGCUAUUGAUCUCUUUCUUGGAAAUUACUCAGUGGAUGAAGUAGAACCUGCGAGUCCUCUACACGUCAAGAAAGACUGGAAGUUCUUAGCUUUGCCUAUUAUUAUGGUGGUUGCUUUCUCCAUGUGCAUUAUUUGUUUGCUAAUGGCUGGUGAUACAUGGACUGAGACACUCGCCUAUGUGCUUUUCUGGGGAAGUGCAAGCUUUGGAACCUUCGCUAUCAUCCUUUACAAUGGCAAGGAUUUUGUAGAUGCACCCAAGUUGGUCCAGAAAGAGAAGAUGGACUGAAUUUGUGUGUGUGGAAAGCGGCUUGGUACUGAGGAUUCCUCAAGCCACACCUGGAGUCUCUACUGACCUGCUUUCCACACCAAACUGUGAUCUAAUGAACAUUCUUCCUUGGCAGCCUUGUGGGGAGAGAAAAUAGUGUCCUUUGGUGGUAGCUUUCAACUGAGAUCUGACUCGGCGAUCUUAGUUGCAAUGGUUUUUGGAAUAUUGCAUUUGUGGAGGGGGCUCCACUCAGUUUACUGAGAUGAUUCAAAGAUUCCAGACACCAAAAAGCUGGCUUUAAUGUUAUAGGGUGUAAGUGGACUGCUUUAGCUCAUGGUCCAAGUGUGCAAUUUCAGCUGAAUUUUGUUCUGUUCUGGCUUGACAGGAGGGAGCUCCGAUGCUGUUCAUAUCUCAAAAUACCGAGGUGUUGAAGCACUAAUAACGGAGCUUCUUUGAACAAAUAAGGCUUCAUAAGAACAGAAAGUCGUGUUCCAAGACUUGUAGCUGGAUUACAUUUGCUGUGAUAAAGUCAAUGUUAACAAGUCCUUUGUGCAUUUGUGUGUGUUGUUUCUUUUCCCCACCAAAUUAAAGGAUCUGUUGAAUCCUAAUGCUCUUCCAAAAUGAGCUUUUUGUCCUGUGUUAUCUGGGACUGAUGCAAUAUUCUACUAAUCAUUGUUUGGGUGAAAGGGCAGUGUAAUUGGAUGUUCCUGAAGUUGCAAAUGUCUUGCACUGUUUCAGUACUACAGCCUCCAGAUGAUGAUUCAUUAGUUAGCACAUUAAAGAUUUUUUUCUAAAUAUGUAAAUGAAAUCAAAGAAUGUAAAAUCCUUUUUGGUGUUUAUUGAAUCCUCCUUAUGCUAAAGGUCCAAAGUAUUCCACUACUUUCAGAACAGUCACAAUGUAAAAGGUGAACUUCAUAUUGUUUUGCUAGUCAGCUGCUUCUAUACUUUAUGUUGAAAUAAUUUACGAAAAAAGGAGUAAGAAUCUGAGGAGAAAGUGUCAGCCUAACACCAUGGUUGCACUUGGGAGCAGCAGCUUGCUUUUUGUGCAUGAUGAUAUAACACUUAAAGUUUAAAAAAGCUACACUAUAAUUUGUGUUGGUUAACAAUAAAUGUGUGUCUUUAAAUUUAGUGCUUCCAAGCUGUAAAAAAAAAAAAAGUAAUCCUAAUCAAGGACCAAUUUUAAACUAUUUUGUCACUUAUUUUAUAUGGUUUGUUUGAAACCAGAGAUGAAACUUGCUUAAGGCGCUGUGCAUUGUUUAAUAUUUCCUGUAAGUACAGCUGUAUAUUCAGAUUGCGAUUAUAAAAUUUAAAUGGGGGAAGGGAGAAAUAUGUAGAAUAUUAGAACUAGCACAGUUGUCAUUGAAGCUAGAACAUAAGACACUGAUAAUCCAGUGUUUCACUGUGUUAUGACUGAAAAUAUGUACAGAUUUUUGCAAUUGUUAACUGUUCAUUUUAAUCUUGAAUGUUUCUGGAGGCUUCUCUGGGUUUUGUGUAAACAUAACCUGCUCAUAAACACUAGUACUUGCGAAGUAUCUGUUAGCUUCUAGAUGCUGUAAUGGAAGUACCAGUUGGUGGUUAACUGGAAAAUCCUUUAACUUAACAGUUUUGAACAUGAACUCUGUAACAGACACGAAGUACAAAAUAUCGUAAUCUCACUAUUUAAUGGUUUUUAUGGCUCACAGGCAGGUGCCAUUUAGAACUUGGUUGUCUUGCAGGCUAGAACUGAACCUUUGCAUCCCUGGUGGAAAAACUUGUCGUGGCAAAGACCAAACGUGAUUAAAUGGAUCGAAAACACAGACUAACAUAGGUUUUUGAAGUUGGAAGGCAUCUGUAUUUCAGUGCUUUGCACAGUCUGUAUUUCUAGAAUCACAAACGGUGUACUCCUAAAGGACAAUAAAAUGCCCAACUUUUCUA